AUCUUUUGUUGCCAAAGUAGUAGUGUGUUUUUAAACCUGGGAAUUUCUUGCUCCACAUUAAGAGUAGCCUGAACUUAGUCUGUGGUAUCUUUACCCUAGGCAAUGGUUAUUUCUCUUAAUAAGAGUAACCUGAUAACAGGACUUGCUACUAUGGGAAUUUAUUAUUCCCCAGUAAGAAUACCUUGGGACAGGAGCACUCCCAAAAUCAUUGUCUUUGUGAGAAAGUUACUACAGAUUUUCUUUAGGGAAAAGUUACUCUCCCUGUCUUAAAUACCUAACUUUAAGCCACAAAAAAGUAGGAAGGCAGAACUUUUAACUGCUUUGUGCCUUACUUACCAAGGUGUUUUGGUUUUUUUUUAAAUAAGAACCAAAAUAGAAGACCUCACUACACUUUUGAACAUCCCUUUAAAAAAUCACAAAACAAUGUAUUAGUUUUCAGAGUUAAGUACUUCAUCACUUGUUUUUCAAAUUAGGCAUUUGCUAUCUCUAAGGAAGAAGUUCAUUACUAUUUUGAAGUCCACUGCAUUUGUUUUUGCAAGAAAUAUUUUAUAGAGGUGUUUCUGAUCCAUUGCUUCUGUCAGCAGCAACUUGCCAUUUACCCUUCUUUAACUGGGGGGUUAGAGGACAAAGAUAGGCAAGGAGGUAAUGGCAGUAUGACUUCUUCAUGCGUCACGCUGCCAAAGGAAGAGAGCAUGUAGGGAGUAAUGGAGGGGUCAGAUCCCUGUGUGAUUGCCCUGGGAUCCAUGAAACUUUUUGACAGAUCUCAGAACAUCCAUCUCAUUCAAGGAUUCUCCCCUCCAUGGCUCUACAAACCACAACCUGGAAUAAUGCUUCAGGAACUCCAUGAAUUAAGAGUUUCUUGUAUUACUCUUCACCUCCUGCAUCUUUUUCUGUUGGUGGAUAUAUCCAAUCUUGGAGUUUAACAUUUGAGAGUAAGGCCGAGUAAGACUGGUACAUGAAGAAGAAGUAAGCUCUGGGUGACUGACUGAGUCUGGCUGACUCUGGGUGUUCUUUCUGAAAAAUAAGAGAUUCCUUCAGGUAAACUUUUUUUCAGGAUAAAGAUAUUUAGAAGCAAGUUUGGCUCAAAAUAAUUUUACUGAGGACUAAGACAUUCUUGGGAAAGAAGGCUUGCCUCUAUAUUCUGUGGCACCAGUCCUUCCUCUCAGUGGCUGACAUGGGCAAAUUUUCUCUACUAAAACUUCUUUCCCUAACGUGAUAAUCAACAGUCGUGGCUCUGGCAGCAAAAAAUGACAAGAACUAUUUAUAAAAGAUGUUAUGUUCUUGUGAUAACCCAAAUGUUCUGUACCUAGUCUUCCACAAACAUGAGUGAGAUAGAUCAGAAGAAGUUGGAAGAAGAUACAAGGAUUUGGCUGAAGCAACAGCGCUUAAAAGCUGCAGAACGCAUUAGCUGUCAGUUAAGACUUGGUGAGUUAAGAUAUACUGUCUAUGCCAUAUAUAUGUGGAAACAAGCUUGGGCAAUAAAAACAAUUGCCACUAUCUGCAAAUCUUACUGUUACAGCUAAAUCUUUGUCUACAAAAGUAUUAAACAAAAGAUUUGAGAGACUCAAAUCCAGCCACGUACUCUAUUUAUGAAUAAACAAGAAUGUGAUUGCACCACAGAAAUAAUGGGUCAGGUUCUGGUUCCUUCUCUAGCUGCUUUUGCGUCAUUUUGGUUGAGCAAAGCAGCUGUAAAGUAAGCAGAUCUGGCUUCCUAAGGAUUCUCCUACACUUGAAAAUCCUUGGGAGGACUGUAGCAUCUCUUAUGCCACACAUCAUGCUGUCUUUCAAUGCAUGGGCCAUUCCUAUAGGAAAGGGGCAUCGCCAGUGUGUCCCUCCACUCCCUUGAUUUCCUGGGUGCCAGUAUGGCUUUUUGGGACAGUAGGUUGCUGGAUGUGAACAAGAGCGGUCCUUUGUCAGCUCUAAUUUAUGCUGAGGAAUGGCCCAGUCCCUGGUUGGCCCAGAAUCUAGGGAUUCUAAUGAUGAAUAAUACCUAUAUCUGAUACCAUACUUUUCACUGUGCUUUUUUUCAUCGAUCUCAAAGCACUUGACAAAGGCAUUACGUAUCAUUAUCUCCAUCUUUUCAGAUAAAAUGCCACCUGAAAGCAAGCAAACACAGAUUUGCAAAAUGGAAGGAUGUGGGCUAAAUGGGUCAAAUUUAUCCCUGAUGUCAUUCCACUGAAGUUGGGGGAGUUAAUACCCUGGAUGAAUUUGGCCUGCGGUUUCAUUUGUUACUACAGAUGUCUCUCACAUAACUGUCACAGUUACCAGGCUAACUGUGCUUCUGACUCACUCCUGAUUUCUGAGUUCCUCCCCUCUCACAUCUCAUCAUGUACGUUGGGAUGGAAUCACCUAAUUCUCCAACUUUCAGACUAGGUCUGACUUAGUUUCAGUUCCUGCAGUUCUUUUUCCUCUAGGAACUAUGACAGGGGUACCCAAUGAUCAGACAUCUUAAAGGAAAGUUUUUAUUUUUUUUUUUAAAAAGCCUUUCAAAGAAAAAGACCGUAAAACAAUAAAACAGACAAUAUUCAUGUCUAGCUAUCCCAUGUGUCUGUCCAUCUUCCAGAUGGGGAUCCUGGUAGACCUAAGCUUCCUAUAGGCACCACAAGGCUGCUAGGCUCUGAGUGACAGUCCCUUCCAUUAAAUCACAAAUAAAUUCUCUAUGUCUGCUGCAGGGAGUUUUCUGUCUUUAAAAGCUGCUCAGUGCUUUAAACACACACUCACAGGAAUUGUCACCUUUAACCAUUUAGUGUCUCUUUUGAUCUCUAGACUCCCAGUCUUGGCAGAACAGAUGCAUAACUUUAGGCUGGAACCUGGAAGUAGGCCAUUGUCUUGUAAUUGCUGCCCAGUUGUUGGGAGGUUGCUUACAUAGAGCCACUAUGUUGUCCUUUCCUGCUUGUCUUUCCAACAGUCCACUAUUAAGAUAGACCAGUACAUCCAUACAGGAAAGUUAAAUUAUCUAUUAUAGCUAUACAGUGACUUUACCUCACUGACCAGGCCACAGAUAAUAUUCACACAAUUAUUACAUAUCAGUAUGCUCAGAUUAUUACCUAGCAGCUCCAUGCCUGCCAUCGUAAUGUCCACAAAUUUCAUUCACAUGUUUUCACCUUUCAGUAUGAAAUUUAAGAAGUCACUGUAUGCCAUUAUUUCCUGCCAUAGGCUCUGAUCCUACAGUGAGUUCUCUGCAGUUAGACCUCUGUACCUGUCUGGAGACCCGCUGAAGUCAGUAGGAUUCUGUGCAGAUCUCAUAGGAGGACUGAAUCCAUGCUGCUUAUUGUCCUUUUUUGUUUAUUUUGUGUUUUUUUAUAAAAAAAAAAAAUCAGGUAAAAUAUAUCUGAAGAAAAUAAUGUGCAAAUAAAUGAAAGAGAAAUAUAUAUAGCAAUAUCAUACCAACUGCAGCUUAGCAGUAAUUAUGGUUUGUUCUGCAGGAAUGUUCUGCUGUUUUCAAAUUAACUUUUUACCUUAGGAAAUCUGAAAAAUGUCCUGGUUAGUAUUGCUGUAUCUCCUAUCUGAAGCUAGAAAUGAAACAGCUACAGGAUUCCUUAUUCGAUGUAUGCUCUUAAAUAAAUUGGUUUGCAUGUGAAAAUGACUAGUUCAUAUAAUAACUCUGACAGACUGGCUCCCGAAAUGGUGCAUUUUCUUAAUGAAACUUACAACAUAGUAGCAACAGAGAUGGAAUUGUUAUUUGCUACACAUGAGGCAUGGAAAAAGACAAGAUGCAUAUUGGUCCUGACAUACCCUCACCUAUUCUAAAUUGCUCUGCAAGUGAUAUACUGGGAGACUCAAUCUGUGCCAUAAUCUCAUUAGAUUAUGAUAGUAUGUUAACUGUGUGUGAAAGACUAAGUGGAAAAUUACUUCCAAAGACACUUAGACAGUUUAUCUGGACUGAUAAACUUUUAAAAGCAGAUACAAAAGUUGACAAGUUUGAAAGAAUAACAAUUCUCGAGAGAGAAGCUAGAGUGAAGUUUGGACAAACAGUGGAGCACCGAAUUGCUGAACUGAAAAUUAGAAGUGCCACCCGAUCACCAAUUUCAGGCCUUAUUGAAAAUGCAGUUGUGGAGAAAUAUGAAAAGACACCCCGUAUGCAUUCUUUUGCCACAAAUAAACAAAUGAUUUCAGAGACCAGCAAAACCUUAAAUGUCCUCUAUGUUUUCAGUGGCACAUAUGAACCCUACCUAAUCUAUUGGCUUUUUCCUUUGCAAAUGGCAUUUAAGCAAAUAAUGCCUACAGCUGAACAUCCCUAUGAAUUGGCUAUGUACCUACAUUGCCUACAUCAAAACUUAUUCCCAUCAUGGACAGAGAUCUUUGCAAUGGCUGAGUGGAUGAUGAGCCUUCUGGAGAGAGAGGACACUGAAUUCUUCACUCAUCUUCAAUAGUGUUUCAGAAAGAAUUUUUCAGUUGAACCAAAGGAUUUCCUGGUGGAGUUGAUAGUUUGAGAAGGAGAGAGAGCUCAAGAACUGUACACAGCCACAGACAGAUCUGAGCAAAACAAACAUCUAACCAAGGAAUUGCUGGCAAGCCCAGUCAUUUUCCUCAGAAAAUGGAUGGGUGAAGUAAGAAAUCCUAAUUUAUGUGAAUGAAUUAAAAAAAACAAAAAACAAAUGCAGAGAUUGAUUCUUGUCUCACUCACACUGUUGUAAAUCAGAAGUAACACUGAUUGCAUCUGGAGUAGUUGUUGUUGUUGUUAUUAUUAUUAUUAUUGUUUUAUAUAUGUUACCAUAGCAUCUAAGAGCCCGAGUUGUGGACCCAGGACCCCAUUGUGCUACAUGCUGGACAAACACUGUUUUUUUUUCUGUCAAACACUGCCCACCUACCAUAACAAUCUGAAGCUUGUUUCUGGGUAUCAUUAACAAAGUGUUAAACCAUACAGGUACCUAUGUGAGUAGGAAGAGCAAGAUUUGGUGUUUUACAAAUUAGAAAUUGCCUAAUAUAUUUUUAAUACAAUAAAUUUCAUAA
Molecule: messenger RNA, 4953 nt
Organism: Dermochelys coriacea (leatherback sea turtle)
Lineage: Eukaryota; Metazoa; Chordata; Testudines; Dermochelyidae
Exons: 7
Coding region: 3699-4373 (224 amino acids)
Source: RefSeq, a predicted model, not a curated record